GCCUGCAUACAGCUGUGUUCAAGAGUGAAGCGAAUUUAGAGCGGGAAAGAUUUACAACCACAUCAAGUUACCUUUUUUAAUCCUUUUUCUGAACAAGGGGACCAUUCAAGUUGUACGCUAGACUGAGCUUGAGAAGAAACGGAGGACAAAAGUGUAUUCAGCCUCUGGAAAAGGUGAAAAUACACGAGUAUUAUGUCGGGGAGCGAAGAUGAUAGAGAUGAUUUUGGACACAAUGAAGACCGGUCCAUGAUGCAAGAUGAAGAGGACCUGGAGGAGGACAUGUCGGAGAAUGAAGCGCCCAAGGUGAAGAAGAAGAAGAAAGCGAAGAAGAGUCGUGAAAGCAAAAGCAACAAGAGGCAGCGGCAGCGCAGAGAGGACUUGGCUGUCAGUUCUCCGGAGGCUGGGGAGGGGCCUGAUGUGGACGAGGGAGACGAGGAUGGAGGAGGGGUGCGCUCAGACAGCGAGGGGAGUGACUACACCCCUGGCAGAAAGAAGAAGAAACGAGCAAGCUCCUCGAAAGACAAGAGAAGGAGCAACGCCGGGGACCGGGCCGCCGCUUCGGCCGUCACCAAGAGGAAAGAGCUUGAGGAAGAGGAUGAGGAAGAUGAUGACGACAGCCAGGAACCGAAGACCUCCUCUCAGCUCCUGGAUGCCUGGGGGAUGGAGGACAUCGACCAUGUCUUCACUGAGGAAGACUACCGAUCCCUGACCAACUACAAGGCCUUCAGCCAGUUUGUCAGGCCUCUGAUAGCGGCUAAAAACCCGAAGAUCGCCGUUUCAAAGAUGAUGAUGGUUCUCGGUGCUAAGUGGCGGGAGUUCAGCACUAACAACCCCCUCCGUGGCUCGGCUACUGCGAAUGCUGCCCUGGCCGCGGCUAACGUGGCGGCUGCCGUGGACAACAUGGUUACCAGUGGCACGGAAACGCCUGCUUCCACACCCAGUGUGCCCCCUGCCCCCGAACCUCAGCCUCCACCUGCACCUCCUCUCCGCAAGGCCAAGACCAAAGAAGGCAAAGGUCCAAAUGCUCGUAAGAAAUCCAAACCAGCUCCAAAGCCUCAGGAGAAGAAAGUGAAAACCAAGAAAGUCGCUCCUUUGAAGAUUAAACUCGGAGGCUUCAACAGCAAGAGGAAACGCUCCUCUAGUGAGGAGGAUGAUGUGGAUGCGGACAGUGACUUUGAUGAUGGCAGUAUGAACAGCGUGUCUGUGUCUGAUGGCUCCAACAGCCGCAGCAGCCGCUCCAAGAAGAAGCCCAAGACCACCAAGAAGAAGAAAAGAGUGGAUGAGGAUGGGGACGGCUACGAGACAGAUCAUCAGGAUUACUGUGAGGUGUGUCAGCAGGGUGGGGAGAUCAUUCUGUGUGACACCUGUCCCAGAGCCUAUCACAUGGUCUGUCUGGACCCUGACAUGGAGAAGGCCCCUGAGGGCACCUGGAGCUGCCCACACUGCGAGAAGGAGGGCAUACAGUGGGAGGCACGUGAGGAGGGCUCUGACGGUGAGGAGGAGAAUGAAGGAGACAGGGGAGAAGCUGAAGAGGAUGACCAUCAUAUGGAGUUCUGCCGCGUGUGCAAGGAUGGAGGAGAGUUGCUGUGCUGUGACUCCUGCCCUUCAUCCUAUCACAUCCACUGUCUCAAUCCUCCUCUGCCUGAGAUACCCAAUGGAGAGUGGAUCUGCCCCCGCUGCACUUGUCCUGCCUUGAAGGGUAAGGUGCAGAAGAUUUUGACCUGGCGAUGGGGCGAUCCUCCUCCUCCCACCCCUGUACCACGCCCCCCUGACCUUCCAGCUGACGCCCCUGACCCCGCCCCGUUGUCCGGCCGCCCUGAGAGGGAAUUCUUCGUCAAAUGGCACAACAUGUCAUACUGGCACUGCUCUUGGGUGUCUGAGCUACAGCUGGAGCUGCACUGCCAGGUGAUGUUUAGAAACUACCAGCGCAAGAACGACAUGGACGAGCCACCGCCCAUCGAUUUUGGAGGGGAUGGAGAUGAAGACAAGAGUGAGAAGAGGAAAAAUAAAGACCCAAUCUAUGCUCAGAUGGAGGAGAAAUACUAUCGCUUCGGGAUCAAGAUGGAGUGGAUGAUGAUCCACCGCAUCCUCAACCACAGUGUGGAUAAGAAGAAUAACGUUCACUACCUGAUCAAAUGGAGGGACCUGCCCUAUGACCAGGCCACAUGGGAGUCUGAAGACAUGGACAUUCCUGACUUUGACGCUUAUAAACUGCAGUACUGGAACCACAGGGAACUGAUGAUGGGAGAUGAGGGCAAGCCAGGAAAGAAGCUGAAGAUUAAGGGCAAAAUGAAGAGAUUAGACAGACCUCCAGAGAACCCUGUGGUGGAUCCCACCAUAAAGUUUGAGCGUCAGCCAGACUACCUGGACUCUACAGGUGGGACUCUCCACCCAUACCAGUUGGAGGGGCUAAACUGGCUGCGCUUCUCCUGGGCUCAGGGAACAGACACUAUCCUGGCCGACGAGAUGGGUUUGGGCAAGACUGUCCAAACUGCUGUGUUCCUCUAUUCCCUCUACAAAGAGGGUCAUUCAAAGGGGCCGUUCUUGGUCAGUGCCCCUCUCUCCACCAUCAUUAACUGGGAGCGUGAGUUUGAGAUGUGGGCUCCAGACAUGUAUGUGGUGACGUAUGUGGGAGACAAGGACAGCAGGGCCGUUAUCAGGGAGAACGAGUUCACCUUCGAGGACAACGCCAUCCGCGGAGGAAAGAAAGCCUCCAGGAUGAAGAAAGAGGCCGCGGUGAAGUUCCACGUGCUGCUGACGUCCUAUGAGUUGAUCACUAUAGACAUGGCCAUACUGGGCUCCAUAGACUGGGCCUGUCUGGUGGUGGACGAGGCUCACAGACUCAAAAACAACCAGUCUAAGUUUUUCAGGGUGUUGAACAACUAUCCGCUCCAGCAUAAGCUGCUCCUGACAGGAACUCCUCUCCAGAACAAUCUGGAGGAGCUCUUCCACCUCCUCAACUUCCUCACCCCCGAGAGAUUCAGUAACCUUGAGGGUUUCCUGGAGGAGUUUGCGGACAUCGCUAAAGAGGACCAGAUUAAGAAACUCCAUGACAUGCUGGGUCCACACAUGCUGAGACGACUGAAGGCCGAUGUGUUUAAACACAUGCCGUCCAAAACCGAGCUCAUCGUCCGAGUGGAACUCAGCCCCAUGCAGAAGAAAUACUACAAGUUCAUCCUGACACGAAACUUUGAGGCUCUGAACACUCGUGGAGGGGGAAACCAAGUGUCCCUGCUCAACGUGGUCAUGGACCUGAAAAAGUGCUGUAACCAUCCCUACCUUUUCCCUGUUGCCGCAAUGGAGGCUCCAAAGAUGCCCAAUGGGAUGUAUGAAGGCAGUGCCCUGGCUAAAGCUGCCGGGAAACUGCUGCUACUGCAGAAGAUGCUGAAAAAACUCAAGGAAGGAGGACAUAGGGUUCUCAUUUUCUCUCAGAUGACUAAGAUGUUGGACUUGCUGGAGGAUUUCCUGGAGCAUGAGGGUUACAAAUAUGAGCGCAUCGAUGGUGGGAUCACUGGAGCCCAGAGACAGGAAGCUAUUGACCGCUUCAAUGCACCGGGAGCUGUGCAGUUUGUGUUUCUGUUGUCAACGAGGGCUGGAGGUCUGGGUAUUAACUUGGCUACUGCCGACACCGUCAUCAUUUACGACUCAGACUGGAACCCUCACAAUGACAUUCAGGCGUUCAGCAGGGCCCAUCGUAUCGGCCAGAACAAAAAGGUGAUGAUCUACCGUUUCGUCACUAAGGCGUCGGUGGAGGAGAGGAUCACUCAGGUGGCUAAGAAAAAGAUGAUGCUGACCCACUUGGUGGUCCGGCCCGGUCUGGGCUCCAAGACGGGCUCCAUGUCCAAACAGGAGCUGGACGACAUUCUGAAAUUUGGCACGGAGGAGCUCUUCAAGGAUGAGGGAGAAGGAGAGAAUAAGGAAGAGGACAGCAGUGUGAUCCACUACGACGACAAAGCCAUUGACCGUCUACUGGACCGGAACCAGGACGCCACCGAGGACACAGAGCUCCAGAGCAUGAAUGAAUACCUCAGCUCCUUUAAGGUGGCCCAAUACGUGGUAAAGGAUGAGGAUGAAGAGGAGGAGGAGGUGCAGAGGGAGAUCAUUAAGCAGGAGGAGAGCGUGGACCCAGACUACUGGGAGAAGCUCCUGCGUCAUCACUACGAGCAGCAGCAGGAGGACUUGGCGAGGAACCUGGGCAAGGGCAAACGCAUCCGCAAACAGGUCAACUACAACGACGGCUCCCAGGAGGACCGAGGUAGUAGACGGGAUUGGCAAGAUGACCAGUCUGAUAACCAGUCUGAUUACUCCGUGGCCUCAGAAGAGGGUGACGAGGACUUUGACGAGCGGUCUGAAGUGAACUCUCGUAGACCCAACAGAAAAGGCCUGAGAAAUGACAAGGACAAACCUCUGCCCCCUCUGCUGGCCAGAGUGGGAGGCAACAUCGAGGUGCUGGGUUUUAACGCCCGUCAGAGGAAGGCCUUUCUCAACGCGGUCAUGCGUUACGGCAUGCCGCCCCAGGAUGCCUUCACCACACAGUGGCUGGUCAGGGACCUGCGAGGCAAAUCAGAGAAAGAGUUCAAGGCAUACGUGUCGCUCUUCAUGAGGCACUUGUGCGAACCCGGUGCAGAUGGGGCGGAGACCUUCGCAGAUGGAGUCCCGCGGGAAGGGUUGUCACGACAACACGUUCUUACCCGUAUUGGUGUGAUGUCACUAAUCCGAAAGAAGGUGCAGGAGUUUGAACACGUUAAUGGCCAGUGGUCAAUGCCCUGGAUGAUGGAACUGGAGGAGAAUAAGAAGGCAGCCGCCGCCCACCCAGACUCGCCCGGAAAGACGCCCUCUACAGGCACACCAGCCGACACCCAACCCAACACGCCCGCCCCAGACGAAGCCUCCAAGUCGGAAGAUGCCGGAAAAGAAGUGGAGAAAGAGAAGGAGGGAGAAGCGGAGAAGGAAAGCAAAGAGCCCAAAAAGAGCACAGAGUCAGAGGUCAUUGCCAUUCCUGACGAAGACGAAAAAACGCCCUCACCCAACGAGGAGAAGGACAAACCGGCUGAAUCUACCACAGAGACAGAGAAAGCUAGCAGCGGAGAGGAGAAAGAUAAAGAAAAAGAGAAAGAGAAAACUGAGAAGGAAGGAGACAAAGAGGAGAACACUGGAGAGGCAGCAGAGGAGAACAAGUCUACAGAAGAGACCAAACCAGAGGUGUCUGAGGUCAAAAGUGAAGAGCCUGAGGUUAAAGCAGAGGAGAAGAAAGAAGAGAAAGUUGAGAAGAUGGACACCACUCCUCCUCCAGAUGAGAAGAAAGAGCAAAAGGAGGAGAAGGAGGCAGGGAAGACGGAGGAGUCAACCAAGCUGCAGAAUGGAGACAGUGCCAAAGAUGCUGCAGCAGCUGGGGGCAGUGAGGAGAAGAAGAAGGCCAAGACUCGUUUCAUGUUCAACAUCGCAGAUGGAGGAUUCACUGAAUUGCACUCCUUGUGGCAGAAUGAAGAACGAGCUGCCACAGUUACCAAGAAGACCAAUGAAAUUUGGCAUCGUCGCCAUGACUACUGGCUGCUUGCUGGCAUCAUACAACACGGCUAUGCUCGGUGGCAGGACAUCCAGAACGACGUGAGAUUCGCUAUACUCAACGAGCCUUUCAAAGGAGAGAUGAACCGAGGAAACUUCCUGGAGAUCAAGAACAAGUUCCUCGCCAGGAGAUUUAAGCUGCUGGAACAGGCCCUGGUGAUAGAAGAGCAGUUGCGUCGGGCUGCCUACCUCAACAUGUCCGAGGACCCGUCCCACCCCUCCAUGGCUCUGAACACGCGCUUCAGCGAGGUGGAGUGUUUGGCAGAGUCCCACCAGCACCUCAGCAAGGAGUCCAUGUCUGGAAACAAACCUGCCAACGCCGUCCUGCACAAAGUCCUGAAGCAGCUGGAAGAACUGCUUAGUGACAUGAAGGCAGAUGUCACCCGUCUCCCGGCAACUAUUGCUAGGAUACCACCUGUUGCCGUUAGGCUGCAGAUGUCCGAAAGGAACAUCCUGAGUCGUUUGGCCAGCCGAGGGCCGGACACACAGUCCCAGCAGGUGCCUCAGCAAUAGCCCUGUGGUUGACUUUCCCUCCUAACCCCACCCAAGCACCGCCCACCACCUCAACAUUCCCGAUUGACACCUCAGAGGACAUCUCGCCUUAGCUUGAAGCCACACCCCUUUACCUAUUAUACGGACAGGCAGUGCUUCUGUAGGCAGAAGCCUAGAGGCUGUGG
Messenger RNA from Chanos chanos (milkfish), 6242 nucleotides. It is a transcript of the gene chd4a, whose product is annotated as chromodomain helicase DNA binding protein 4a. The transcript is spliced from 41 exons. Gene Ontology annotation, molecular function: ATP hydrolysis activity; histone binding; ATP-dependent chromatin remodeler activity. The record is from RefSeq and is a predicted model, not a curated record. Gene Ontology annotation, cellular component: nucleus; chromatin; NuRD complex. Gene Ontology annotation, biological process: chromatin remodeling. The coding region runs from base 193 to 6078 and encodes 1961 amino acids. Lineage: Eukaryota; Metazoa; Chordata; Actinopteri; Gonorynchiformes; Chanidae.